Messenger RNA from Ctenocephalides felis (cat flea), 324 nucleotides. Its product is annotated as trypsin beta-like. Gene Ontology annotation, biological process: proteolysis. Lineage: Eukaryota; Metazoa; Arthropoda; Insecta; Siphonaptera; Pulicidae. The annotation marks the transcript as partial. The record is from RefSeq and is a predicted model, not a curated record. Gene Ontology annotation, molecular function: serine-type endopeptidase activity. The transcript has 3 exons.
AUGUCCGAAAAAAUUAAUUUGGUCGCCUCACUAAUUAUUUUUUUCAUAGAUAUAUCACUAUGCAACCCACUUGCAAAAUCAGGCGAUGGGAGGCAAGGAAGAAUUAUAGGAGGCUCCUACUCCGCGAUUGACAAAUUCCCAUAUCAGGUGUCGAUUAUGUUAUAUGGGCAACAUUUUUGUGGAGGUUCUAUUAUUGAUACGAUGUGGAUCCUUACGGCGGCACAUUGCAUGGAAGAUCGGGUGCCAAGCGAAUUGUCUGUGCGAGCUGGAAGCUCGUAUAGUUACAAAGGUGGAGUGGUUCACAAAGUGUCACUUUUCUACACG